Drosophila suzukii is the source of this 2350-nucleotide messenger RNA. It is a transcript of the gene Or46a, whose product is annotated as Odorant receptor 46a. The record is from RefSeq and is a predicted model, not a curated record. Gene Ontology annotation, cellular component: plasma membrane. Gene Ontology annotation, molecular function: olfactory receptor activity; odorant binding. Lineage: Eukaryota; Metazoa; Arthropoda; Insecta; Diptera; Drosophilidae. Gene Ontology annotation, biological process: detection of chemical stimulus involved in sensory perception of smell; sensory perception of smell.
CUUAAGUUCAAAAGGAAAUGAGCAACAGAGUGGAAAUCUUUUACAAGGGGCAAAAGGCCCUCCUGAACGUAUUCUCGCUGUGGCCCCAAAACGAACGCCAUUGGAGGAUCUUUCAUCAGGUUAACCACGUGCAUGUGAUGGGAUUUUGGGUGCUGCUCUUUGAUCUCCUGCUCGUGAUGCAUGUGGUGGGCAACCUGAGCUCGAUGUCCGAGGUUGUAAGGGCCAUCUUUGUCCUGGCCACCAGUGCGGGACACACCACCAAGCUGCUGAGCAUCAAGGCCAAUAAUGUGGAACUGGAGGAGCUCUUUAAGAGGUUGGACGAGGAUGAUUUUCGACCAAGGGGCGUUGAAGAGGAGUUGAUCCUGGCAGCUGCCUGUGAAAGGAGUAGGAAGCUCAGGGAUUUUUAUGGCGCUCUGUCGGUGGCCGCCUUGUCCAUGAUCCUUAUACCCCAAUUUGUGGUGGACUGGUCCCAACUUCCACUGGGAACAUAUAAUCCGUUUGCCGACCAUCCUGGUUCACCCGGUUACUGGCUCCUCUAUUGCUAUCAAUGCCUGGCCCUGACCGUCUCCUGUGUCACCAAUAUAGGCUUCGAUUCCCUCAGCUCCUCGCUGUUCAUCUUCAUCAAGUGCCAGCUGGAUCUUCUGGCGGUGCGACUGGAUAAGAUGGGCCGGUGGAACAGUGCCGGUGGCUCCGUGGAACAGCAACUGAAGCAAAACAUCCGGUACCACAUGGCCAUUGUGGAGUUGACAGCAACUGUGGAGCGCCUUCUUUGCAAGCCAAUUUCGAUGCAGAUCUUUUGCUCCGUUUUGGUUCUCACUGCAAAUUUUUAUGCUAUAGCUCUGUUGUCCGACGAGAAGCUGGCGCUAUUCAAAUAUAUUACCUAUCAGGCGUGCAUGCUGAGUCAGAUUUUUAUAUUGUGCUACUAUGCCGGAGAGGUAACCCAACGCAGUUUGGACCUGCCCCAUGAGCUCUACAAAACAUCUUGGGUGAACUGGAACAAGGAUUCCCGUAGGAUUGUGCUGCUUUUCAUGCAACGUCUUCAUUCGACUCUGAGAAUAAGGACCUUAAAUCCCAGCCUGGGUUUCGAUCUAAUGCUUUUUAGCUCGUCGCUUGGGUUUGUGGCCUAUAAAAGGCUUUCCUCGAGGGGUUUAGCAGGAAAAGUGAAAAUCGUCAGCAUGUCUCAGCAUCAAAUGGUAACGGAUGACUUCUACAAGUACCAGGUGUGGUACUUCCAAGUUCUGGGAAUUUGGCAGCUGCCUAUUUCUGCCACAGAUCACCAGCGUCGUUUUCAGUCGAUGAGAUUUAUCCUUAUCCUGAUUAUCCUGUGCAUAAUGCUACUACUCUUUGCAUUGGAACUGCUGAGUAAUAUCUCCCAAGUGCGGGAGAUCCUAAAAGUAUUCUUCAUGUUCGCCACCGAAAUAUCCUGCAUGACCAAACUUUUGCAUUUGAGGUUGGAGAGCCGUAAGCUCGAUGGCCUGGUUGAGAUGAUGAUGUCCGAGGAUUUCACCGUAAAAAGUGAGGAGGAAAGGUUGAUUUUGGAAUCGGCUAGAAAGGCGGUUGUUCAUAUGAGGAACUUCUAUGGCAUCACGUCCUGGGGAGCGGCUUUGCUGAUCCUCCUGAUUCCCUGUUAUGCCAACUACGAGGAGCUCCCGCUGGCCAUGCUCGAGGUGUGCAGUAUUCAGGGAAGGCUCUGCUAUGGCUUGCAGUACCUCUUCCAUACGAUUUCCCUGCUGCCGACUUGUGUCCUGAAUAUAACCUACGAUUCGGUGGCCUUUUCCUUGCUCUGCUUCUUGAAGGUUCAGCUCCAAGUGCUGGUCCUAAGACUGGAAAAGUUGGGACCGGCAAAUUGUUACCCAGAUAAUGAGAGGAUAGGCAGGGAACUGCGUGAAUGUGCCGCCUAUUACAACAAAAUUGUGCAGUUCAAGAAUCUGGUGGAGUUAUUCAUUAAGGUUCCGGGAUCCGUGCAGCUCAUGUGCUCUGUGCUGGUACUGGUUUCCAAUCUGUAUGACAUGUCCACCAUGUCCGUUGCCAAUGGGGAUGCCAUCUUUAUGGCCAGGACCUGCAUCUACCAACUGGUUAUGCUCUGGCAGAUCUUCAUCAUUUGCUACGCCUCCAACGAUGUGACUGUUCAGAGCUCCAGGCUUUGUCACGGCAUCUACAGCGCCCAGUGGACGGGAUGGAACAGGUCGAAUCGCCGGAUUCUUCUGCUCAUGAUGCAGCGCUUCAAUUCACCGAUGGUCCUGCGCACCUUUAAUCCCACCUUUGUUUUCAGCUUGGAAGCCUUUGGUUCUAUUGUAAACUGCUCUUACAGCUAUUUCGCAUUGCUAAAGCGGGUCAACAGUUAGAUUAC